AUUUGCAUUUCUUCUUUAAUUUGUUCCUCGGCAAUUAUAUAAGAGUAAAGAAAUUAAUGACACCUUAUUUGAAAAGUUGUCGAGCUCUGUAUUUUACCCGAUUUUACCUUACAUUUCUAGCGAAGAAAAAAUAAAAUGCUGUUUUAGGGGUGGAUUUUGACGUAGAAAUGUCCCCCCCCCCCCCAACUUAUAAUUGAUGUGUUUCACGAUUUUUUACAGUUGCAAUUUCAAAUGACCCAUAGGGGUGGCUAUAUAGUUAAAGAUGAAAUUUACCCAACGAAAUUGGACUAUAGGUCAACAUUUUGGGCAUUUUGACUACUGGAGUUUGUAUUCUUUGUAGCCAUCACACUAAAAUAGACGUACACGAGGUAAAUGCGAAUAAUGGAAAAUCUGCGAUUCGAAGAUUAUGGGUUUUUUCCAGUAGUCAAAUGCCUACAAGCAUAUACUCUGAAAAAACCCCUCUUAUAUUAUAUACCUAUCAGAGAGGUUUCUCUUGUUUUUUUUUGGAUUAAAAAAUUCAAACAAAUUUCUGUUUCGAAGUAGUGUAGUUGGUGUAUUAAUAAUGUUGGCCUCCUGUCCGCGCUUUUGUUGCUAUAAUUAGAAUCGCUACUAGAGAAGAGUUGUUCUCUUGGGUUUUUUUUAACAACAUGCAAUGCUCUAAUACAAAUCAUAGCUUUCAAAUUCAUCGCAAUGAUACAGUUGGUCGCUAUGCAGUCGCGAACUCUCAUUAUAAACCUGGGGAUGAAAUAUUUUCGGAGACACCAUUUGCUAUUGGACCUAAAUCAGAUGGACCCCCAGUAUGUUUAGGAUGCCACAUUCCAGUCGAUUGCUCUACCGUUUGCACCUCCUGUAAGUGGCCUGUUUGCGGGAGAACUUGUGAAACUAUUUCUACGCAUAAGGAAGCAGAAUGCAUUGUAUUUACAAGAGCAAAGGUGCCUUUUCAAGGGCCGGCAAAUCCAUGUCUACAAUACGAAUGCAUAAUGCCAAUAAGAGUUCUUUUGGCAAAGUUGCGGAACAAUGAGCGAUGGAGUCGUGAAGUGGAAAUGAUGGAGUCCCAUAACUUGGCCCGAUGCACGCAGCCCAUCUGGAAAUUUAACGAAGUUAAUAUCGUAAAGUAUAUUCGUGGGCCAUGUAAGUUGGGAAUUUUUACUGAAGAAUUAAUACAUGCGGUCUGCGGUAUAUUAGAAUGCAACGCCUUUGAGGCUUACGCUAAAUGUGGGUAUCCUAUCAGAUGCCUAUAUCCUAAAUUGGCGAUUUUGUCGCACAACUGUGUAUCCAACACCAUGCACUCUAUCGACAGCGAAAGCUUCAGAGUAACAGUAUACGCCAGCACGACUAUUCGUGAUGGCGAAGAAUUAUUUUCAAGUUACACCUACUCUCUAUGGCCUACUCUUGUACGUAACGAAUUUUUACUCGACAGUAAAUAUUUCCAAUGUCAGUGCAAAAGAUGCUCUGAUCCUCUAGAAAUGGGGACGCAUAUGAGCUCAUUACUUUGCGAUAAUUGCGAUGGAAUUCUCACUUGUGAAUCCCCAAUGAAUCGCGGCAAUUGGAAAUGUUCCCAUUGUGCAAAUUGUCGCACCUAUCUUGAAGUUAAAACAAUAUUUACCACCUUACAAAGAGAAAUUGACCAAAACUUAACGGGUGAAGAACUCCUUGUAAAAUACAACAUUGUCGUUUACAGAAGCAGUACGGUAGAGCGAUUCAGUUUGCUAAUGAUGUUUUGCAAACGUUAAACAUUAUUCAGCCCGGCCAUACCCGCACCAGAGGUGUUAUCCUUUACGAAUUAUUUUUGAGCACUAUUCUCUUAGCAAAAGAAAAUCAGCCGAAUUAUCGGAGUGUGCAUGAGGCAUUAUGUAUUUUAAGAGAAUCUGUAUCGAUAUUAAAACUGGAAUCUGAUCUCAGCAA
This is a messenger RNA of Photinus pyralis (common eastern firefly), 1905 nucleotides long. RefSeq names its product SET domain-containing protein SmydA-8-like. The record is from RefSeq and is a predicted model, not a curated record. Lineage: Eukaryota; Metazoa; Arthropoda; Insecta; Coleoptera; Lampyridae. The transcript has 6 exons. Bases 648 to 1733 code for a protein of 361 amino acids. Gene Ontology annotation, molecular function: protein binding.